ACCAGAUGAUGAGAUAAUCAUGAUCCAUCCUCAAUUAGCUAAUGCUUGCACACCAAACUGGAGAGAGAGAUUGACAGAGAAAAAGAGAGAGAGAAAGGGGGGACACUAACAAUUUCUUUCAGAAAAACAAAAUGGGUUAUAUCAGCAAAUUUGCAAGAAGAUGAUGGUCACUGUGUAAUAUUGUUUGUUCCACUCUUGAUGCUUCUUUUGGGUGUUCAGAGGUCAGUGAGGCAGAAACAUCCUGUUAUAGAAAAAGAACAAAUUUUCCCAUCUCAUUCACAAUUCUAUCAGUGGGUUUGAUUUGGAGUGAUUAUUACCCCAUGCUCCUCUUCCUCUUGUUAUCUCUUCAGCUUCAACCUUCACGGAUAUCCACAAAAAAACAAACUUUUGGGCUGGACCACUCAUUUUGAAGCUCCUUCUUUGAGAUAUACCAGCUGGGUUUUGUGCAACUUUUCUCUUUUGCCUGGUGGAAAUAGCAUAAAGCACCAAACUUUCUGCGCCCAGAGGGGUGGAUUGCUAAGAGAAAUUUUGGGGUUUGCUUCAAUUUUGCUUUGCAGUUGAAGAUUCAUGGUGGGGUGCUUGGUGGUUAAGUUUUUUGAAUGUUCUGCUCAAGCUGGGACUUGCCUAGAAUCUUCAGGAUUGUUACUUUGGUGAAUUUGGCAAGGAUGUCUGUGAAUCGAAGGCUUUCUGCUUCAAAUGGUAGAUUGCCACCGAAUAUGAAGUCUUGGAAGGUGAAUGAGCCUCUGCAUGGGACUAAUUAUCUCAAGACAUGUAGGAGGAAGCUCUUGCUUCUUUGGUUUUUUGGCUUUGUGGCUGUAGGGACUGUUUGGUUCAUCUUGAGUUUCAAUAGUAAGUAUUUGGUGAGCAAGGAGAAUGAAGCAAUAUGUGAAGAGAGAGCACGAGUGUUGCUACAACGUUACAAUGUUAGUAGGAAAGAGAUUCAUGCUUUGGCUUCCUUGUUCUAUGGAUCAGAUCAGAUUUUAUCCAACUGUAUUGAUGAAAGAAGACUUAAAAUGCUGUUAAGCAGCGGCAUGAUCAGCACUCCACAGUUAACGUGUCCGGGGAAUCAGGAGUCACAAAAGGAGUAUAUAUGUGUUGCAGAGACUGUAGAAACUAUAGAACAAUGUCCAAUUCUUGAUGAUUAUGACCAGACAAGGCUUGAAUUAUCAUUCCCAUCGAAAAAUCAUGUAUCAUUGGCCUCGCACUCCGCACUUUCAACUGAUUUGGUUAGUUAUUUGCUCCGUGGAAAGAACAUUGUGCAAUCAUGGGAACUGAGGGCCUCUGCAAUUUGGGAUCAUCUGAGUUCAUCUAAUUUUGUUAGAGGAUGCUGGGUUCUCAUAGGAAUUAUAAUGUCCUGCUUCUGUUUGCUAUGGAGGAGUCAAAAGCAGAAGCUAGUUCAGGGGCAUCCAGCUGCUCAGAAAAAGCAGAUGCAAGGUUUAGCACGGGGUCCUUCAAAGAGUGCCGGGAGGUGGAGGAAAAAGUUACUAGUUAUAUUUGUGUCACUUGGAAUAAUUGGGUCCUUCUGGUUAUUUUGGCACCUAAAUAUGGACAUUAUGCAGAGAAGAGAAGAAAUGCUAGCCAAUAUGUGUGAUGAGCGAGCCCGUAUGCUGCAAGAUCAGUUUAAUGUAAGCAUGAACCAUGUUCAUGCUCUGGCUAUCCUUGUAUCUACCUUUCACCACGGUAAACAUCCUUCUGCAAUUGACCAGAAAAUUUUUGGAGAAUAUACAGAGAGUACAGCAUUUGAAAGACCACUUACUAGUGGUGUAGCUUAUGCUUUGAAAGUUCUCCACUCUGAUAGGAUGCAUUUUGAGGAGCAGCAUGGGUGGACAAUUAAGAAAAUGGAAACUGAGAAUGAGGCAUUAGUACAAGAUUGUAUUCCAGAAAAUUUGGAUCCAGCACCCAUUCAAGAUGAAUAUGCCCCAGUGAUAUUUGCUCAAGAAACAGUUUCCCAUAUUGUAUCUAUUGACAUGAUGUCAGGGAAGGAGGAUCGUGAGAAUAUUUUGCGAGCAAGGGCAUCUGGAAAGGGGGUUCUGACAUCCCCUUUUAAACUACUAAAGUCCAAUCACCUGGGUGUUGUACUUACAUUUGCUGUCUAUGACACUAAUCUUCCUUUAGAUGCUACACCAGAGCAGCGUAUUGAAGCUACUGUGGGGUAUCUGGGUGCAUCUUAUGAUGUUCCAUCACUGGUGGACAAGCUUCUGCACCAACUUGCCAGCAAGCAAACCAUUGUUGUCAAUGUUUAUGACACAACUAAUGCAUCUGCACCUAUCACAAUGUAUGGUACUGAUGUUACUGACACUGGCCUAUUACACAUAAGCAGCCUGGAUUUUGGGGAUCCGCUAAGAAAACAUGAGAUGCACUGCAGGUUCAAGCAGAGGCCUCCAUUACCUUGGACAGCAAUCAAUGCAUCAGUGGGGGUGCUUGUUAUUACUUUGCUUUUGGGUCAUAUUUUUUAUGCAGCGAUAAAUAGAAUAGCAAAAGUUGAGGAUGAUUAUCGUCAAAUGAGUGAGCUGAAAGGUCGUGCUGAAGCUGCAGAUGUGGCAAAAUCUCAGUUUCUUGCGACAGUUUCACAUGAGAUCAGAACUCCAAUGAAUGGUGUUUUAGGUAUGUUGCAAAUGUUGAUGCACACUGAGCUCGAUGAGAACCAGAUGGAUUGUGCCCAAACUGCCCAUAAUAGUGGUAAAGAUCUUAUAUCAGUCAUAAAUGAGGUUCUUGAUCAGGCUAAGAUUGAGGCAGGAAAGCUUGAACUUGAAGCUGUCACAUUUGAUCCACGUGCUAUUCUAGACGAAGUUUUAUCACGUUUCUCUGAAAAAUCUAAGGAAAAAGAAAUAGAGCUGGCUGUUUAUGCAUCUAAUCAAGUACCCGAAGUAGUUAUUGGUGAUCCUAAACGGUUUCGACAAAUAAUUACUAAUCUUGUUGGAAAUUCACUUAAGUUUACUCAUGAUAAAGGACAUGUGUUUGUCUCGGUUCAUCUGGCGAAUGAAGUGAAGAACCCACUUCAUAUUAUGAAUGCAGUGCUGAGAGAAGGCUUAAAUUUGAAUCAGGACAUAUCAAACAGAACAUCUGAUACAUUAAGUGGGUUCCCUGUAUGCAACAAAUGGAAAAGUUGGGCACAUUUUAAGAAGUUAAGUAGCACAAACGAACCUGAAAUUAUUCAACUACUGGUGAUUGUUGAGGACACAGGUAUAGGAAUUCCUACAGAUGCACAAAGCUGUAUAUUCGCACCUUUUAUGCAGGCUGAUAGUUCCACCUCCCGAACAUAUGGUGGAACUGGAAUAGGAUUGAGCGUUAGUAAAUGUCUAGUUGACCUCAUGGGAGGAGAAAUUGGAUUUGUAAGUGAGCCUGGAAUUGGAAGUACUUUUUCCUUUACUGGAACUUUCAGAAAAGGAGGAAGAACAUCUCUGGAUGCAAUGUGGCAGAAUAAUCUUUCUGGUUCAGAGUUUCUAGGAUUGAGGGCACUAGUUGUAGAUAGAAGAAAAAUCCGAGCUGAAGUCACAAGAUAUCAUCUGCAGAGAUUGGGAAUGUCCGUGGAUGUAACUUACAGUCUGAAUUCUGCAUGCUCUUGUCUAUCUAAUACUUGCAACAUGAGUAUACCGACCCAGUUGGCUAUGAUUCUUAUAGACAAGGAUGCUUGGAGUUGGGAUAAAGAAGGUAGUUUCUUGUACGCAAUCAAGAAACAUAGAAAGAAUGGCAUCAAAGGAGAUCCAAUAAACUUACCGAAGAUUUUUCUCCUGGCCACCCAUCUUAGUGCCAAUGAACAUGAUGAACUCAACUCAUUUGGUAUCAUAGAUGAUAUACUAAUGAAGCCUCUUUGGCUUAGUUCUUUAAUUCGCUCUUACAGAGAAUCCCUUGGCAUUGUGAAAAAGCAAGUAAAUAGGAAAAAUGUAAUGAAACUCGGGAAUUUAUUGAUGCACAAACAAAUUUUGUUGGUUGAUGAUAAUGCAGUGAACAGAAAAGUUGCAGAAGGUGUUCUACAGAGAUAUGGGACAAUAGUUACCACUGUGGAGAGUGGCAAGGCUGCUCUAAAGUUUCUUAAACCGCCACAUAAUUUUGAUGCUUGUUUCAUGGAUCUCCAAAUGCCAGAAAUGGAUGGUUUUGAAGCGACAAGGCAAAUCCGCAACCUGGAGAGCGAGGCAAAUGAGAAAAUUGCGUGUGGACAAGCAUCUGCUGAGAUGUUUGGUAAUAUCUCCUAUUGGCACAUUCCAGUACUAGCAAUGACAGCAGAUGCAACUCAGGGUUCAAAUGAGGAGUGCAGAAAGUGUGGAAUGGAUGACUACGUGUCUAAGCCGUUUGAUGAAGAGCAACUCUAUAUGGCAAUGGAACGUGUAUUCAAUUCAGAUUCAUAGUGUGAAAGUACGAUGUUUAAAAUCUUUGAUUAUUAGUGUCAGGCACCCUGCUGACAAGUGUUGACUGACUUCAAGUGUGGUGUGUAGUAUGAAAUCAAUCAACCAUGUAUUCCAUGUGUUGGUUUUCCAUUAAAAGAGCUAGCGGAUGGAUUAACUUUGGCUAAAUGAUGUCCAAAUAUUGUAAUGGUUGGACAUGCCUCAGCUGAUAUGUUUCUAAUCCAGACUGUAUGUCAGCACCAAAGCUAUCAAUUCAGCAUCAUGGAUCUCAGUAUCGUAGGAUGCUAACUGUUACAUUGAGUUCAAGAAAUUAUCAAUGGCUUCUGUUCUGGGAGGGGACGAUGUAACUUGGACCAGUGUUCAUCCGUGCUAAUUACCACUCAUUGCAGGACAGAGGAGGCCAACAAAAGGCAUAAUUGCAUUUUUGUGUAUAUAACCCUUAUUAUUCUUUGUAUAUAUUUAUUUGGAGCAAAUAGGAUAAGAUAGAAUGUUAUAGCGAGACGACAUCAUUAAUUCAUUUUUUUGGGGCUAAGAUGGAAAGGAGUGACAGAUCUUUGAACCCUCGGAAUUUUGUAAGUAACUUGUAAAGCAAAAUUAUUACGUGAUACCAGUAGAAUGGCAUAUGUAACAAUAUUUAUAUUGUGAGAUUCCAACUUGUCACGAUAAGUGGCAACCAAUUUUUCCCCUA
Molecule: messenger RNA, 5031 nt
Organism: Cajanus cajan (pigeon pea)
Lineage: Eukaryota; Viridiplantae; Streptophyta; Magnoliopsida; Fabales; Fabaceae
Source: RefSeq, a predicted model, not a curated record